ACAACAAGUAAACAUGAACAUGUUUAUUUCUAUUUAACAGACGUGUGUAAGAGAGGCAAGCCAAAAUGCUAUGCAAGUCGAGCCACCAUAGCUAGCUGUAUCAACCGGUUCAGAUGUCGUCUAGCUUGUUUCAAACCCAGCAGAUGGAGCUGCUACACCUUCUUAAUGGUGUUCGGAGUUCUUUUUGCAGCAUUUCUUUACUUCUAUGGGCUCACGCUUAUGUACCAGGUGAUGAGACUGGUCCGUAUAAUGAUACACAGCCUGCUACCGGCGUCAUGGCUCAUGUCCACAAGUGAUAUUGUAAACCAAGCUCUCUACAAGUACAACGCAGAUCGUGUGGGUUUGGCUGACUACGCUCUUGAGUCUGCUGGUGGGAGUGUCAUUUGCAACAGUGACACUUACCAUGUGACCUCCGGAACCAUGUACAGUGUGUUUGGUUUGCCGGUAUGGUAUCAUGACUCUGACCCUAGAGAGGUCAUCCGGCCGGACGUACAACCUGGCAAAUGCUGGGCCAUGCAUGGGACACAUGGCUUUGUUACUAUCGGACUUGCCAUGCCUAUUGUUGUUACGGCAGUCAGCCUAGAGCACAUCCCUAAAGAGCUGGCUACCUCAGGAAAACUGGAUUCGGCACCUAAUGAGUUCCUCAUUGUGGGUCAGGAGUUAACUGUGGAUUCCCCUGAAGUCAUCUUGGGAAGGUUCACAUACAAACUUGAUCAGGAUCCCAUUCAAGUUUUUCAGAUUAAGGACUCCUACUGCCAGAUUAAGUCUUCCGACACUGAGAGCUGUGGACCCAAUAGACUCAUUUUCAGGAUCAUAACUCUCAAAGUGCAGAGCAACUAUGGAAAUUCUGAGUACACCUGCAUCUACCGCCUGCGUGUUCACGGCACGCCCAUGCCUCAGAUCAACAGGUUUUAGCACUCUCCAUAGAGUACACAAUCUGCCACUUUAACAAAUCCAAAUUAACUUCUACCACCACCUAUAGUAUGCAGUCACAAAUUAACUUCUACCACCACCUAUGGUAUGCAGUCAUAAAUUAACUUCUACCACCACCUAUGGUAUGCAGUCACAAAUUAACUUCUACUACCACCUAUGGUAUGCAGUCAUAAAUUAACUUCUACCACCACCUAUGGUAUGCAGUCAUAAAUUAACUUCUACUACCACCUAUGGUAUGCAGUCACAAAUCAACUUAUACUUCUACCUAUAGUAUGCAGUCACAAAUUAACUUCUACUACCAUCUGUUAUUACGCAGUCACAAAUUAAUAUCUACUACUAUCUGUUAGUAAUAAGACAAAAACUCCCUACUGUUAUUCUUUGUCACAAAUCAGCAACUUGUAAUUUCCUCAGAAAAAAUAUUUGUAUUUGAACUUUUUAAGGCUUAAGUAUAAGCUUUGACCUGCAUUUAUAAUUGCCAGGUUUUGCAUUUGGUCAAAUUUUUUUGUUUGUUGACAAAGUGUACACAAAAACAAAUACUGAAAGUUUAUCUGCUCAGCUUUUCUUGGAGAGAAAGAAGAUGAAAGCUUGUAUGUUGAUCACAUUUACUCUCCAUUGAAUGUGAUUCUAAGUUGAUAUUUGUUGAUCGUAUGUGUGCUCAUAAUAAUGUAUUCUAAGCUAGCAUAGGUUCAGAUUUACACUUAUUAGGAUAUGAGUUUACCCUUGUAUUUUGUGAUCUACUUUACACGUGAGGAUUUGAUUUUAAGCUGGCAUUUGUUGAUCACAUGUUUGCUCAUCAGGAUAUGAUUUUUAUACUAUCUUUAGGCUUUUUUAUAACAAUUUUAUAAUAUAUUUUUUAAAGCAUUUAAAUAAUUAAAGUAACAAAGUAGUA
Physella acuta is the source of this 1822-nucleotide messenger RNA. RefSeq names its product SUN domain-containing protein 2. Gene Ontology annotation, molecular function: protein-membrane adaptor activity. Gene Ontology annotation, cellular component: nuclear envelope; meiotic nuclear membrane microtubule tethering complex. Lineage: Eukaryota; Metazoa; Mollusca; Gastropoda; Physidae. The record is from RefSeq and is a predicted model, not a curated record.